AUGUCAAGAGUCCCAAUACUCACCAUACCAGAGUCGGCGUAUGAUCCAAGCACGUAUACCUUAUCGCCACACCAAUAUAGUGGCCGUAAGUCCAAAUUAUUCGCAUACUUGAUUAGAUUGACGCACGGUUCAGCCAUUACGUUGACAUUGGCGUAUAUAAUAGGGCUAUUUGUCCUUAAACCGUUGUUACAGACUACAGCUAGUCGUCGUUAUGACUUACUUGAACAAUUUCGUGGUAAACUUCGAGAUUGUUAUUUGAACUUGAUUGGUAGGGUUAGUCACAUACCCAUAGUGGCCAUAAACAAGAAUGAUGGGAGUGGAAAGUUAUAUGCCGAUGCGAUUUGCCAAACAACAGACUCAUAUUUGGAUUCCACUAGCUACAAGAGUAUAAGUGAAGAAGAAGAAGAAUUGAAUAAGAAGGAUAAGUUAUUCCAAGACAGAUUAACCACCAGAUUAACGAGAUUAUCGGAAAUAUUGAAGAAUUGUGAAGCUUAUCGUUCAGAGGAGAUACCAAGCUACAAAACAGUCAAUUUUGCAUUGAAAGACCUUCAGAAUAAGGCAGAUUUGACGUAUUUCAACUCCAAUGAGUUAUUCACCGCAACGCCCAAUAAUACCGAUUCGUCAAGUGGAUCUGCACCUAGAAAGAGAAACUUGGCGGUGGAUACCAAGAAUGAAAUAAGAAGCAUGAAGGGUUUAUUUAUGAGCGGUCAAAUCUAA
Messenger RNA from Debaryomyces hansenii CBS767, 717 nucleotides. It is a transcript of the gene PEX17, whose product is annotated as Pex17p. The record is from RefSeq and is a predicted model, not a curated record. The transcript has a single exon. The coding region runs from base 1 to 717 and encodes 238 amino acids. Lineage: Eukaryota; Fungi; Ascomycota; Pichiomycetes; Serinales; Debaryomycetaceae.